UCUUUUUCUAGUUUUCGUCUGGCAAAUUAUGCAGUGGAAAAGCGUUUUAUAUUUAUUUUUAGCAAAACAGGUUGGUGAGAUUGGACCGGGUGAAGUCAGGUCCAUGGACCGUGGUGGACCCAUUAACUUUUUUGAUGGUCAUGUUCACUAUAUAGGUGGUUUAAAACAUGAGUAAUGCUACAUGUUAUAUUUUUAUCACAUGCUACAUGUUAUAUUCUCCACUUCUCUUGGCCUUCACAGAGCAGGACGGAAAUAAUUGGAUAAGUUCCCAUGUACCUACUUUCUCAGCGAUUGAUCCUUCCUAUGCUUUACCAAACAACAUUGCUGUGAUAACCCUCCAGAACUUGAAAAUGGAAAAGUACUUCUUCGAUUGGCUCACUUGUAUGAGAGAGUUAUUGGAGAAGAUGGAGCUUGGGUCUAACUUAGACAACAGUAAAUCAACGUUUACUUUGGUUGAUGAGGAUCACACGCUUGCAAACGCCCUUAGAUUCACCUUGAACCAAGAUCCAAGAGUUUUUUUCUGUGGGUAUAGCAUUCCUCAUCCUUCAGAGAAUCGAGUUAAUAUUAGAGUCCAGACGACAGGUGCUCCAGCACAAGAGGUAUUGAAAGAUACAUGCCAGGAUCUGAUGAUGAUGAUGUGCCAGCAUGUGAGAAGCACUUUCGACAAGGCUGUUGCUGAUUACAAAAUGAGAAACCACGAGGGAUGCAAAUAGUGAGUGAUGAUGGUCAGAAUGAUAAUGAUAUGAAAUAGAAUUAAACCUUUAUAACUUUGGUCUUUCCUUAAUGUAUUACUCUUGAUAA
Molecule: messenger RNA, 801 nt
Organism: Alnus glutinosa
Lineage: Eukaryota; Viridiplantae; Streptophyta; Magnoliopsida; Fagales; Betulaceae
Exons: 6
Coding region: 168-713 (181 amino acids)
Biological process (GO): DNA-templated transcription
Cellular component (GO): RNA polymerase III complex; RNA polymerase I complex
Molecular function (GO): DNA-directed RNA polymerase activity; DNA binding; protein dimerization activity
Source: RefSeq, a predicted model, not a curated record